AUGUGGAACCCUCCUCAAGAUUACAUCAACAGACCAGUAGCUGUAUUAGGUGGUGGUGUGUUGGGCAGACGUAUUGGUGAGUGUGCAGAGUUCGCAGAUCCUAGUGAGCAGCAGCGUCAAGAUGCUGUUGACUAUUUCAAUGCCAAUGUAGCAUCUUACGCCGAAGCCACGGGAAAGGCUCACGGUAAUGUCGCCGUCUAUGAAGACCUACAGUCUGCCGUCAAGAACGCAUGGCUCGUGUUUGAAGUCGUUCCCGAAAAGCUUAACAUCAAAAUCGAGACAUUUGCUGAGCUUGAGAAACUGGUAANNGCACCGAAAGACUGCAUCCUCGCCUCCAACUCAUCAUCGUACAAGUCUAGCGAGAUGAUCGAGAAGGUCAGCGACGAAACAAGAGGUCGAAUCCUCAAUACCCACUACUUCAUGCCACCGACUAUCAUGAUGGUUGAGCUUAUGACAGAUGGCUACACACAUCCGGAGAUCUUUCCUUUCCUAGCAGAACGUCACAAGGAGGCAGCACUUGUUCCUUUCAUCGCACGUAAAGAGUCGACUGGUUUUAUCUUCAACCGAACGUGGGCUGCUAUCAAGCGCGAGUUCUUGACCAUUCUAGCCGAGGGAGUAUCGACACCAGAGGAGUUGGAUCAGAUGUGGACUUUGUUCUGGGGCUCUAAACAGACUCCUUGUCGAAUCAUGGACCAGGUCGGGCUCGAUACUGUCCAAUUCAUCGAAGAACAUUAUGUCCGCGAAAGAGGUCUUCCCAAGGAAAAAACAGUCGACUUUCUGGAGGAGAACUACAUCAAACAAGGCAAGCUCGGAGACAAGUGCCAAAACGGUGGUCUAUAUCCUCCUUCGACACCCGACACCUCGAAGAUCGUCCUUUGCGAGCUCGGUGUAUCAAAGUCACUGAAAGGGAAAACAACCACCAAAGAAGUCUUGAGCAACGGCCGCUUGUUUGAAGUUGCUAAAGACGGCAGCAAACCUUCGUCUCUCCUGGAGAAGGCUGGUCUACCCGACGGCAUUGAGUUCUGUAAAGCCGACAGACGUCUGUAUGUCACUGACAUGGGUACAUUCGGUAACAACGACGGACGAGUGUUCUCCUGUGAGCUUGAUGGCAGUGAUGUCAAGGAGAUCGUCCCGCGUGGCAGUGUGCACACUCCUAAGCAGACGGUGAUUGACGAGCAGCAUGGAAAGCUGUACUUCUGCGAUAGAGAAGGUCUUCGUGUUAUGUGUUGCGAUCUUGAUNGGCCGCAACCUGCAGACACUGGUUCAAAAUGGCGAUUGGCAAAACCGGAAGACAUGGCAGACCAGACUAAGUGGUGUGUUGGUAUCACACUUGCUCCCAAACUUGGCAAGUUGUUCUGGACUCAGAAAGGCUCACCCAAGAGUGGAAAAGGUCGCAUCUUCAGCGUCGAUAUCAACAUACCCACUGGUCAGACAGCUACAACCAGGUCGGACGUCGAGUGCGUAUUGGAUAAGCUGCCAGAGCCGAUCGAUCUUGAAUUUGACAGCAACACCAAUAUGCUCUACUGGACUGAUCGAGGAGAGGUUCCAUACGGUAACAGCUUGAACAGAGCAGAGCUCGAUGCAAACGGUCAUGCACGUCCAGUGGCAUCUGGUCUGUUUUCUAAGCACGAGAUCAUCGCACAAAACUUCGACGAGGCCAUUGGACUGAGGUUAGACAGCGCAAGCGGGAGUAUCUAUGUCGCUGACCUUGGCGGCACGUUGUGGAAGGUUCAGGGAGGUAUCAAGUCAAAGGUGUUCGAAGACAAGACAAACGCCUUUACAGGAUUUGUGAUAGUACCAUAG
This is a messenger RNA of Aureobasidium musti, 1803 nucleotides long. The record is from the annotation of a GenBank genome assembly. NCBI's taxonomy places the organism in Eukaryota, Fungi, Ascomycota, Dothideomycetes, Dothideales, Saccotheciaceae.